ACUAGCGGCGGGUGUGACCAUAUUACCGCUCGUCUUGAUUCAAGCCUGAUAAUCUCGCUGCCUUCCUCCGCUGUCCCCUCCUUCAAUCUAUUCUCUUCCCGUAGACUAGUCCGAUGUCUGCCUCCGCGUCGACUGGAUACGACGAUGAGAUGCUGCUGCUCAUUCCAUGCCCUGACUGCGGCAGCCAGCUGAUCACCUGGAUUGCGCGGGGCGGUGAGAACGCUGGCGACCGCCACUACAAGUGCGCCAAGAAAAAUGUUGGUCUCUGCGAAUACAUCAGAUCCAACAGGACCUACCGUCCUGAUCUGAAUCGCCAUUUUGGAGUGCAGCACAACGCUUCUGCCUCCCCUAGUCGUCAGGGAAUGCAGCUCCGAAACAGGAUUCGUUCCCAGCAGGCAGUUGGAGCAGGCACAGCUGGGCUUGCCGAGGCUCAGAGCGAGGCGUUCCAGAUGGAUAACAAUCGUCCGGCGUCGGCGCGGUUCGCCAAUCACCCCUGUUGCUGCAUGGAGAUGGCGCGGCUUGCUAUUGUUUUGGUGGCGGCGAACCUGAUCGCAACUCUGUUUGGGAUUGAGAUGCUGGUCCUCUUCCUCGGCCGCCUAGCUCGCUAGAAGCUGCGAUCCUCUUUGUUGUUCACCUUGUCUGUUGGCUUGUUUUAUCGCUAGCAUGAUGGUUUAACUAGUCAAUAUACCAUGGCCGUGUAUGUGUAUUAGUUAAGUCGUGUACUGCCGUCUUAGUAGUAUUGAUAAAAUGUAAUGGUCUGUGACUCGUUUGCUGUAAUGGGAAGUUGUAAUGGAUCUUAU
Triticum dicoccoides is the source of this 800-nucleotide messenger RNA. RefSeq lists its product as uncharacterized. The transcript is spliced from 2 exons. Bases 114 to 608 code for a protein of 164 amino acids. Lineage: Eukaryota; Viridiplantae; Streptophyta; Magnoliopsida; Poales; Poaceae. The record is from RefSeq and is a predicted model, not a curated record.